Exophiala oligosperma is the source of this 2734-nucleotide messenger RNA. RefSeq names its product hsp90-like protein. Gene Ontology annotation, biological process: cellular response to heat; protein stabilization; protein folding. The transcript has 2 exons. Gene Ontology annotation, cellular component: protein-containing complex; cytosol; plasma membrane. Gene Ontology annotation, molecular function: ATP hydrolysis activity; ATP binding; ATP-dependent protein folding chaperone. The coding region runs from base 221 to 2329 and encodes 702 amino acids. NCBI's taxonomy places the organism in Eukaryota, Fungi, Ascomycota, Eurotiomycetes, Chaetothyriales, Herpotrichiellaceae. The record is from RefSeq and is a predicted model, not a curated record.
AUGGCAUUCACCUUCAGGCGUCUUUCGAUGCGAUUCCAUAAGACCCACUCAAUUUUUGGAGGCUUCACAGCAACAUAGAAAUACUGCCAGCCUGCUCUCUCACUCUUCAGCUUUUUCUCCCACAACUAUCCUCUCGCGCAAUAGAUAUCUCGUUCUUUGCCUGCCUUGAAUUAGACAUACCUCUUUUCCGACCUCAAGAUACCCCUUCACAUCCGCAAAGAUGGCUCCCAAUGAGACCUUCGAGUUCCAGGCUGAGAUCUCUCAGCUGCUCUCCCUCAUCAUCAACACCGUCUACUCCAACAAAGAGAUCUUCCUGAGAGAACUGAUCUCCAACUGCUCAGAUGCCCUAGACAAGAUCAGAUAUGAGGCUCUCUCAGAUCCAAGCAAAUUGGACUCUGGCAAAGACCUCAGAAUCGACAUCAUCCCAGACAAGGAGAACAAGACCCUCACCAUUCAAGAUACCGGUAUUGGCAUGACCAAGGCCGAUCUUGUCAACAACCUUGGUACCAUUGCCCGAUCAGGCACCAAGCAGUUCAUGGAAGCCUUGACUGCCGGUGCUGAUAUUUCCAUGAUUGGUCAAUUCGGUGUCGGUUUCUACUCUGCAUACCUUGUCGCAGACAAAGUCACUGUCAUCUCAAAGAGCAACGAUGACGAACAGUACAUCUGGGAGUCCAGCGCCGGUGGUACCUUCACCAUCACUCAAGACACCGAGGGUGAGCCUCUUGGUCGUGGUACCAAGAUGAUCCUUCACCUCAAGGACGAACAGACCGACUACCUGAACGAGUCCAAGAUCAAGGAAGUCGUAAAGAAACACUCCGAAUUCAUCUCCUACCCCAUCUACCUUCACGUUCUCAAGGAGACCGAGAAGGAGGUUCCUGACGAGGAUGCCGAGGAAGUCAAGGAAGAUGACGACGAGAAGAAGCCCAAGAUUGAAGAGGUGGAUGAUGACGAAGAGGAGAAGAAGCCAAAGACAAAGAAGAUCAAGGAGUCCAAGAUUGAAGAGGAAGAGCUCAACAAGACCAAGCCAAUCUGGACCCGCAACCCCUCCGACAUCACCCAAGAGGAAUACGCUUCCUUCUACAAGUCCCUCUCCAACGAUUGGGAGGACCACUUGGCCGUCAAGCACUUCUCCGUUGAAGGUCAGCUCGAGUUCCGUGCCAUCCUCUUCGUUCCCAAGCGUGCUCCUUUCGAUCUCUUCGAGACCAAGAAGACCAAGAACAACAUCAAGCUGUACGUCCGACGUGUCUUCAUCACUGAUGAUGCGACCGACUUGAUCCCUGAGUGGCUUGGCUUCAUCAAGGGUGUCGUUGACUCUGAGGAUCUUCCUCUGAACUUGUCUCGUGAGACUCUCCAGCAGAACAAGAUCAUGAAGGUCAUCAAGAAGAACAUCGUCAAGAAGUGCCUGGAGCUCUUCAAUGAAAUCGCCGAGGACCGCGAGCAAUUCGACAAGUUCUACUCUGCUUUCAGCAAGAACAUCAAGCUCGGUAUCCACGAGGAUUCUCAGAACCGCCAGUCCCUUGCCAAGCUCCUCCGCUUUAACUCCACCAAGUCUGGCGAGGAUACCACCUCUUUGACCGACUACAUCACUCGUAUGCAAGAGCACCAGAAGCAAAUCUACUACAUCACUGGCGAGUCCAUCAAGGCCGUCUCCAAGUCUCCCUUCCUUGACACUCUCAAGGAGAAGAACUUCGAAGUCUUGUUCUUGGUUGACCCCAUCGAUGAAUAUGCCAUGACUCAGCUCAAGGAGUUCGACGGCAAGAAGCUUGUCGAUAUCACCAAGGACUUCGAGCUCGAGGAGACCGAUGAGGAGAAGAAGGAGCGUGAGCAGGAAGAGAAGGAGUACGAAGGCCUCGCCAAGAGCCUGAAGAACAUCCUCGGUGACAAGGUCGAGAAGGUCGUUGUGUCACACAAGCUCAUUGGCUCUCCUUGCGCCAUCCGUACCGGCCAGUUCGGUUGGUCUGCCAACAUGGAACGUAUCAUGAAGGCACAAGCCCUGCGUGACACUUCGAUGUCCUCCUACAUGUCUUCCAAGAAGACGUUUGAAAUCUCGCCCAAGUCUGCCAUCAUCCGAGAGCUCAAGAAGAAGGUUGAGGCUGAUGGUGAGAACGACCGCACUGUCAAGUCCAUCACUCAACUCCUGUUCGAGACCUCUCUCCUCGUUUCCGGAUUCACCAUCGACGAGCCAGCCUCGUUCGCCGAGCGUAUCCACAAGCUCGUGUCUCUUGGCUUGAACGUCGACGAGGAGGCCGAGACUUCUGAGGAGAAGGCUGCCGAGGAGGCUCCUGCUGGUGAAGCCACUGGUGAGAGCGCCAUGGAAGAGGUCGACUAAACAUCUCGCCACAUCUGAAACGUGUGAUGUUUCAAUUUGACACGCUUCCUUUCCGCCGCUGGUCACAUUGUAUCAUCUUCGAAAGUCGAAAAAGGGCGUUUUUUUAAGGUGUUUUGUGGUGAUGAUCUCUCUCUCUUCAUCAGCGAUAUCCCCGGACAUGGAUAAAUGGUUUUUUUCUUCGUGAAAGACGGACAUGAUGAACAAAAAAGAACACGCGAAGCGACAACGGCGGGGAUGAAUGAAAUGCGCUUAAGCUAUGGCAGUUUUUUCAGUACUCGUAGCAAAGAAAGGAGAGCAUCAGUAGUUUAGUUAUCCUCUUUUUGUCCUUCUUAGGAGGGAGGGGGCUUCUUCUACUACUUGUACUCCGUAUGUAAUUCUCAAUCAAAUUGCGAUUCCAAGCAAAAA